This is a messenger RNA of Papilio polytes (common Mormon), 4467 nucleotides long. RefSeq lists its product as uncharacterized. The coding region runs from base 73 to 4392 and encodes 1439 amino acids. Lineage: Eukaryota; Metazoa; Arthropoda; Insecta; Lepidoptera; Papilionidae. The transcript is spliced from 14 exons. The record is from RefSeq and is a predicted model, not a curated record.
AAAAGUUUAAAACUUUACAAAUCGAACUUCGAGAAAAUUACUUUUUAAUAUUAGAAUUAGAUUAAAGGAACUAUGUCAGGCGAUAAAUUCGACAAGGCUAAUAGCUUAAUUGCUAAACUAAAAGCUCAUGGUACUGAGAGUGAUUCGUGUAAUUUAAAAGAAGUGUACGAGUCAUACAAAAGUAUUUUAACAGAAUUGCCUGCUAAAGACAGAGGUUCUUUUUCGUUGAAUGUCUUAUGUAUACUAUGCAGGAACAUCGAGAAAGUACCAAUAUGGAGGGAGAAGAUCUGCAAGACACAGUUGCUGGAAUUAUCAGUGUGUUGUGUGCGACAAACUCGGCCACUAGAUAAGACAGACCAAGUGAAGAUUUUAGCUUGUGUUUAUCAUAUACACAGAUACCUUGUGAGACAGGACACAAUAUUACAAGCAGCGUUAUUGUUAAAACUGUCCUACAUGCCUUUCGAAGUUACCGAAGAAUUGCUCCAAAGAGACCAUUACAAAGUAUACUGGAGUAUUCUAGCAGAUAGAAUAUUUUAUAUAGAAAAAUUGAAAUCAUCAAGAAAUAUCAAUGAUUUAUUAAAAAAAUUAAACGAAGAUAUUAAAAUGUUAAUAAAAAUAUACAAUCCAGUACAGUUCUGUUCGAAUAUUUUAACGUUUGUUAUAAAAAAAUUACAUUUUUUAUACAGUGAUGUGAAAACGGAAGAAUUGAUGGCGGUUUAUAGAAAUAUUUUUGAUUGCAUUACAACCAAAGAUAAUAUAAAGCUGUUUAAAAGUAUUACAAAUGAAGAAGCAAUAGAUAUAUAUAUAAAAUUGAAUGAUUGUCUAUAUGUUAUAAUUGAUAAUGAUUCGAAAGUUAAUUUCAAAGGCUCCGAUUUAGAGUUUCUUGUGAGAAAAAUAAUAUCAUUAUUAAUACAUUGUUCAGAUAUAUUUCAUUGCUUGCAAAUGAUUUAUUUGAACUGCUUCUGCUGUAUUUUCAAGUAUAAAAAUGAUUCAGAUUAUAUAAAUUCAGUAUUAGAAGGUUUCCAAAAUAAUUGUGAGACAGCGGAAAAGUUGGGAUAUAAAAAAAUUAUGUAUGCCACUUACCCUUAUAUAUCACAAUUAUUACGACUUUUCAUUGAUUAUUUUAUUAAUAUUAAUAACGAAAUGGAUUUUAGUAAUACAAUACAGAAUUGUUUGAAAAUUAUUAUAUAUUUAACCGAGAAAUUAUAUAUAACCCAACAAAUAUCUAAAUGUGAUAACUGCAGUGUUAAAACUGGAUUACAUGAUGCAUUACGUUUAACAUUUUUAGCCAAAAAUAUAAUAAAUAUAUCUAUAGAAAAAAAUCUAGAUAUAAAAAUGAUAUUUCAAAAUUAUUUUGAUAUAGUUUUAAAACAAUAUGCAAUAUUAAAUCAAUUGAAAAAAUUGAACUGUUCAAAUUACGAGAGAUGUUUGAAGAAAUUACAAGCCGAUGUACAUAAUACUGCUAUAUAUUUGAAUAAAGCGAAAUUCUAUGAAUAUUCAAUAAAAAUGUUCAAUAUAUAUGUUAAAACUGAGUUAUUUAAUGUGAAAAGUGCUGAAUUUACGAAUAUAUCGAGAGCAUUUUAUAAUAAAAGCAUAAGUGAAUUAGACUGUAUGCUGUUUGAUGAAGCUAUCAAGGGAGCAUAUCUGAGUUUGGUAUUCUCCGGAGAUGGGUUACAUGAAAAAUAUAUGAGUCUAGUAAUGGAUAUCAAAGCGAAAGCGUUGAAAAAUGAUGGUAAUGAAGCUAUACAAAUUUUAACGGUUUUAUCUGUUUGUAAAGAUUUAUCGGAGAAGAAAGAUUAUGUAAAUCUGAAGCCUUUUUUCUCCAAGUUGAAGUUCAGUGUUUUAUUGAAACAUGAAUUUUCAAUGUACGUCAAACUAUGGCCGUCUAUAGUACCCAUAGCCGGUGUUUGGAUGUCUUUGAAUGAAUUAACUAAAAAUCUACAUACAUCGUGGUUGAAAGGUGAAAAUGAAGAGGAUUUAUUAUGUAUUUUAUACGAAAUAAUGAUGGAAACUCCGAACGCAGUUCGAACAAUACAUUCUGAUUAUUAUAAGAAUAUUGUCGCUGAAAUGUUACAAAGAAUUCAACAGAAACCGACAAAGAAAAUAGAAGAAAGAAUAAUACAAGCUAAUUUACUAUUUUUAAAAAGUGAAUACGAUAUUUCUGAAGCAACAGAGAAAUAUGGAUGGAAACAAAUUGAUGCGACUUCAAAUCCUGAACAAAUAAAAAAUUUACGAACUCUGCCGCAAGAACAGCCUGCUUUGAAACACGCUGUAGAAGCAGUUGAACUAUGGACGGAGAUAUUACCUAAAUUAAAUACAGCUAAUCCGACUCUUCAGCAUUCGUUAAGGAUAGCUGAAGUGUUUGUUCAGCAGCUGCUGUACACGCAACGUGUACAGCAGGGCUUACAGCUGGCCCACGUCUGCUGCGAGCUGGCCCGGCGCCUCGGGGACAAGAAAGCCUACAUCUGUAAUGUAGGAGUUAUUUUACAAUAUGUGAACAAGCCCUUAGACAGAGUUGAACAAAUGGUGACAAACGCUAUUAAAUAUUGGCAAGAAUUGAUAUCAUCCAAGCAACACCUGGAGGCGAUGCUAGUGUUCGCAUGUGAUUUAGCUAUGUAUUACGAUCGCUGUGGUUCUUGUACAAGUGAUAAAUUGCUGCAGUUCGUACAAGCUCGGAUAUUAGAAGAGGAAGUUAAUUUAGACUUAGCUGUAGGAAGACUGCUGGAGGCUCACGCGCAGAUUUCUGACACUCCUGACACACUGACGAGAGUGUCAGCUCCUCUCAGACAUUAUGUCACUGUCACUAAUAAUGAAACAACUUGGGUAUCACGUCGAUACCGUUCUCUGUUACUCCGUACAUAUACGUGUGGGGGCGCGCUGUGCGCGGGGCGCGGCGGCCGCGCGCUCGCGCUGUGGCGCCGUGCGCGCACUGCGCUGUGCGCCGCGCUGCGCCCCGCUAGUGCUAUCAUCACUGCGGAUAUAUAUACCGUUUAUAUAGAUACUAAUGCUGUCGAUGCAGAGGUAAAUAUAGAUCGCAUCAAACACAUCCUAGGUCUGCAACCGACGAACGAAAUACAACCUCAUACAAUACAUAAAGAAGAACAACAUACACCAAAACACACACAAAUAGAAACAAUGCUAAAAAGUACUACGUUUAGAAGAUUACAGACCAGUCCAAGUUCUCCCUUAGUGACGUCAUCAUUCACAAUGCCAGAAUUCCUUAAACAUAAUAAAAUCUGUCAAUGCUACGCCUGCCAAGUUCCUUACAGCUUCUUAAUAGCAACCAGAACUUGUCUUCUAGAAGCUUCUAUGUACUACAGAAGUAACGACUUUCAUAUAGCAAGGAAUUACUUCGAUGGUGCAACAGAAGCUUUGAAAUUAGCUAAGGAGAAACUUUUAAAUAGCGUAGAAUUGAAGUGUGAAAAAUAUAUAAGCGAAAUAAUUAAAAAUUAUUGGAAUAAAGAAGUUGGAUUGAUUGAAGCAGAAAUAUUGAUAGAAGAGAGUUAUAUGGAAUUGUCGCAGAACGAUUUCACUAAUAUUAAUAAUAAACUAAUAAGAUUGGACGAAAUUACGAAAGAAAUCAAAAUUGAUCUGUAUUUACAAACAGAAAUUAAUAAUCUACUGAUAGCAACAUCUAGACUGAAAAAUGCGAUACAGAAGCAACAAGAAGAUGCGUUAGAAAUAGAGAUGGAACAUUUAUCUCUAAAUCCUAAUACGGAAUUAAUAAAAACACCAGAAUCAAAGAAAAUACCAUUAAAAGGGACAAAUAAAAUUGUCAAACAAAACGAAUUGCCCUCAUUGAAUUAUAAAAUAAGUAAAUUGAAUUUAGACGGUGAAAAUUAUGAUGAAAAAGAGCCAAUAAAAGAAGUAAAAAAAUCGAAAUUUAAAAUACCAGAGCCGGUGAUAAGUAGACCAAUUUUGGAGACCCUAACUCCAGGACCAAAGACCAGAAUAAAAGCGGAGACCACAAAUCAACUAGCAAAGACCAGAGUAAAAGUAGAGACCACUCCGGUUCCGAAGACCAAAGUUAAACCAGAUAUGACUCCUAGUCUAAAGUCAGAUUUAGAGACCACAGCAACGUUUCCAAAGACCACGCAAAAGUUUGAGACCACAACUCCUUUGCCAACCAGGGUAAAGAUCUUACUGACUCAAGCCAGUCAGGACCAGGGUACUCCAGUUUCAAAGACUGAGGAGUUUUUCACCCCAUCUUCAACCCCUUCGGAACAAUUUUUCACACCGAUGUCUUCUGUUAAAACAUAUACGAGAAAGAGGACGGCUAUUGUGAAAAAUUUAGAAAAUGUAUUUUCAACGACUCAAGUUGAUAUUGAGAAAGAAAACAAAACAGGUGUGCGAACAAGACGCGCUGUCAGCAGUCGACUGAACCCGCGCUGAACUAAAUAAUUACAAUUUGACUGAACAAAUAUAAAUUUUAUUUAUACAUUAUUUCAUUUGAGACUUAGGGCCUGU